AUGACGGAAACGCAACGAAAGCCGUUUAAAUACGAGUUUUUUGGCCCCAUAGGUGCUGCUGGUGUCGUUUUAUCGACUACUUUAGUGUCCUAUGGUUUGUAUUUUAUGUGUAAUGAAAAUGGAUGUCCAUCCUGGAAUUUAAUGAGUAUAUGGAAUGACAUUCUCCAAACAAAGCUUUUUGAUUGGAAUGCUAUGGUCAUUUAUUUGUGCUGGUUUGGGAUGCUUGCUCUUCUUUGGUUUCUGCUACCCGGUAAAUGGGUCCCUGGAUCCCCCAUUGAUGAAAAAGGUACUCGGUUAUUAUACAAGAUGAAUGGAUUCAAAAGCAUGUUAGUGAUUUUGUUUUUCAUGUUUGGGUUCAUCGCUGUGUACGGGCCACAAGCAAUGGAGUUUGUAUGGACGUAUUAUGUACCGUUAUUAACUGCCUCGUACAUAUUUUCGGUUGUACUGUGCACUUACUGCUACCUGAGUUCCUUUGUUGGUCGAAAGCAAUUGGCCAAGGGCGGCGUCUCUGGAAACGCCAUUUACGACUGGUACAUUGGUCGUGAGCUAAACCCUCGUUUGGGUUUGUUUGACCUUAAAGUGUUUUGCGAGCUUCGUCCCGGGCUUAUUUUGUGGGUUGUUUUCGACAUCGCGUUCGCUUGUCACCAAAUAGUUCAAUUUGGUCGCAUAACUGACAGUAUGGUACUGGUAGUUUUGUCUCACUCGUGGUAUGUGGUCGAUUCUCUGGUGAAUGAAAGCGCUGUGUUGACAACAAUGGAUGUUACAACAGACGGGUUUGGCUACAUGCUAAGUUUUGGUGACUUGGUAUGGGUUCCGUUUACGUAUUCCUUACAGGCCCGGUAUCUUGCUUUUCACCCGGUGGAUCUUGGUUUCUGGUGUUUAUUGGGUAUUGUUGGUUUGCAAUUGAUCGGCUAUAGUAUAUUCCGUGGUGCCAAUGGUCAGAAAAACAAAUUCCGGACGAAUCCCAAUGAUUCAUCUGUGCAACAUCUCAAGUACAUCCAAACAAAACGUGGCACUAAGCUGCUUACAAGCGGCUGGUGGGGCAUUGCUCGUCACAUUAACUACUUUGGUGACUGGAUCAUGGCCUGGGCCUGGUGCCUACCUACGGGUUUUGGAUCAUUUAUUCCCUAUUUCUAUGUUGCCUAUUUUGCUGUCCUUCUUAUUCACCGUGAUAUGCGUGAUGAGGAAAAGUGUCAAGAGAAGUAUGGCGAGGAUUGGAAUCGUUACUGUAAAUUAGUCAAGUGGCAUAUCGUACCGGGAGUCUAUUAA
This is a messenger RNA of Schizosaccharomyces japonicus yFS275, 1269 nucleotides long. Its product is annotated as C-14 sterol reductase Erg24. Bases 1 to 1269 code for a protein of 422 amino acids. Gene Ontology annotation, cellular component: membrane; endoplasmic reticulum membrane. Gene Ontology annotation, molecular function: oxidoreductase activity, acting on the CH-CH group of donors, NAD or NADP as acceptor; Delta14-sterol reductase activity. The record is from RefSeq and is a predicted model, not a curated record. The transcript has a single exon. Gene Ontology annotation, biological process: sterol biosynthetic process; ergosterol biosynthetic process. Lineage: Eukaryota; Fungi; Ascomycota; Schizosaccharomycetes; Schizosaccharomycetales; Schizosaccharomycetaceae.